AUGAAGUCCAUAACGGCUCUUGCGCUCCUCGUGUCUGCCGCGCAGGCGGCGCCGCAUUACACCUUCCCCCACCUCGACGGCACGGCCGACUGGUCGUCGGUGCGCCAGACGGCCAACUUCCAGAGCAACGGGCCCGUGACCGACGUCUCGUCCGAGGCGAUCCGGUGCUACGAGAACGCCGGUGUCACUGGCGCGCCGGACACUACCACGGUCGCGGCUGGGGGGUCGGUCACUUUCGUCGCGGCGCCUAGUAUUUACCACCCGGGCGCUUUAUCGGCUUAUAUGGCCAAGGUCCCCAGCGGCAGCACGGCCGCUACCUGGGACGGCAGCGGGAGUGUUUGGUUCAAGGUGUUCCAGGACAUGCCGAGUGUGGCGGACGGGCAAUAUACCUGGCCUUCCAAUGGCAAGUCCGAACUAGCCUUCACAGUCCCUUCGUGCCUCGCCGAGGGCGACUACCUAUUCCGCAUCGAGCACGUGGCCCUGCACAGCGCCAGCAGCGCCGGCGGCGCCCAGUUUUACAUCUCGUGCGCGCAACUCCACGUCACCGGAGGUUCGGGCUCCAAGACGCCGAGUGGACUGGUGGCAUUUCCUGGGGCUUACAGCGCUACUGACCCGGGGAUUCUGAUCAAUAUCUAUAAUAAUGGGGGCAAGGCUUAUCAGCCUGCUGGGCCGGCGGUGUUUAGUUGCUAG
Messenger RNA from Anthostomella pinea, 690 nucleotides. The record is from the annotation of a GenBank genome assembly. NCBI's taxonomy places the organism in Eukaryota, Fungi, Ascomycota, Sordariomycetes, Xylariales, Xylariaceae.